Molecule: messenger RNA, 981 nt
Organism: Helianthus annuus (common sunflower)
Lineage: Eukaryota; Viridiplantae; Streptophyta; Magnoliopsida; Asterales; Asteraceae
Exons: 3
Coding region: 1-981 (326 amino acids)
Source: RefSeq, a predicted model, not a curated record
AUGAGGCGAUUAAUUAUUUUCGCGAAGAAGCUGAAUCCUCUACAUCGUGACCAGACAAGACAACCGCCUCUUGAACGGAAUCGGUUAGGUGCUCAUGAACGUCUAGUGCAAGAUUAUUUUUGUGAAACUCCUUUGUACGAUGAUGGUAAGUUUAAGCGUAGGUUUCGUAUGAGCCGACGACUAUUCGUUAAAAUUGCUAAUGAUCUUGCUGGCGAAUUCCCUUUUUUCAGUCAAAGAGUAAGUGCAAGUCACAAAGUUGGUUUCUCUGGACUACAAAAGUGCAUAGCAGCAAUUAGGCAACUAGCGUACGACACAGCGAGUGAUGCGUGGGAUGAAUAUUUAAGGAUGUCGUCAAGAAUGUGUCGUGAGUCUCUUGAAAAUUUUUGUGAAGGUGUUAUCUCUCUGUACGGGAGACGAUAUUUGAGGAUGCCAACCACAGCCGACGUUCCACUACUAUACGAGGCCCAUCAACGCAUACACGGGUUUCCUGGAAUGCUGGGUAGUCUUGAUUGCACGCACUGGGAAUGGGCGGCAUGUCCAACCGCUUGGAAAGGGCAACAUCAUCGUGGUGACCACGAUGGUCCUACCCUACUAUCACAAGCGGUCGCUUCUCAAGAUUUAUGGAUUUGGCAUGCGUACUUUGGCAUGGCUGGUGCGAACAAUGACGUUGCAGUUUUAUUGUCCUCGAAUCUAUUCGACGAUGUCAUAGACGGGGUUGCACCAGAUACUUCAUUCUAUGCAAAUGACGUGCAGUAUAAGUAUGGCUACUAUCUCACAGACGACUCGGGUAGAGCGUUUUGUGGAGAAAGCUAUGAUGAAAGUAACCAACCGACGAACCCAAUACUAACAUACGCUGAGAAAAAAGAUAUCCGAGCGAAGAUACGGGCUAGGCACACAUACCAUAACCUUCGAGCCGAUCUGACCGAGCACCUAUGGCUUUAUCGUGAACAAGGAGGAGUUGACGAAGAUGACGAGUUAUAA